GCGAAAACUUGAAUUUCAAGCCGAGCCUCUUCUUUGGCCAAACCUCUUCUAAUUUCUUUAUCAACGUUGCCCAAAUUCUGCUGCUGCUUGCUUCCAUUCAGGUGGUAAAAUGGCAGACGACUCUCUCACCAAGUCAGUUUCUUCUCCAUCAUGGUUUACGCCUAAAAGGCUUCUUAUUAUAUUUUGUGUCAUUAAUUUGAUAAACUACGUGGAUCGGGGAGCCAUAGCCAGUAAUGGUGUUAAUGGAAGUCUUGAAACUUGUACUGACGGUGGGAUUUGUACUUCGGGUAGCGGAAUUCAGGGGGAUUUCAAGUUGAGCAAUUUUCAAGAUGGAAUCUUGUCAUCAGCAUUUAUGGUUGGGCUUCUGGUUGCUUCUCCUAUAUUUGCAUCUCUGGCCAAAAGUCAUAAUCCAUUUCGGUUGAUUGGAGUUGGCUUAUCUGUUUGGACAUUUGCAGUAGCUGGCUGUGGUAGUUCCUUUGAUUUUUGGUCUAUCACAAUAUGCCGCAUGCUAGUUGGUGUGGGUGAGGCAUCCUUCAUAAGCCUUGCAGCCCCAUUUAUAGAUGAUAAUGCUCCUGUUGCACAGAAAACAGCAUGGCUUGCUAUGUUUUAUAUGUGUAUACCAGCUGGGACUGCUUUGGGCUAUGUUUAUGGUGGAAUUGUUGGAAGCCUUGUUAAUUGGCGUGUUGCAUUUUGGGGCGAGGCAAUUUUGAUGCUUCCUUUUCCUAUUCUGGGUUUUGCAAUUGAGCCUUUGCAAUUGAGAGGCUUUACUCCGAUGGAAACCAGGGAGACACUAAUAUCUGUUGAAACAUUUGGUCCCAAUACUGAAGAUGAUGACGCCCUUGCUGUAGAUCAAGCUUUUAUCACAGAGUCCAAGUCAACUUCCAAAAUGUGGAAUCAGUUCACGAGAAUCGGGAAUGACAUGCUGACUCUUUUGCAUGAUCAAGUGUAUGUUAUAAAUGUUCUAGGCUAUAUAUCAUACACUUUUGUCAUUGGAGCUUACUCAUACUGGGGCCCAAAAGCAGGAUAUAAUAUUUACCAUAUGAGUAAUGCUGACCUGUUAUUUGGAGGUGUGACCAUUAUUUGUGGAAUUUUGGGCACAUUAGCUGGAGGCUUGAUUCUUGAUAGGAUGAAUUCAACCAUCUCUAAUGCUUUCAAGCUUCUUUCUGGAGCAACAUUUCUUGGGGCAAUAUUUUGCUUGGGUGCAUUUUGUUUUAAAAGCUUGUCUGGAUUCUUGGUCCUUUUUGCUAUAGGUGAACUACUGAUUUUUGCCACGCAGGCUCCUGUGAAUUAUAUUUCCUUGCAUUGUGUAAAACCAAGUUUGAGGCCACUAUCGAUGGCAAUCUCCACUGUUUCAAUCCAUGUAUUUGGAGAUGUACCUUCCUCGCCUCUUGUUGGGAUGCUGCAGGAUCACAUUCACAACUGGAGGAAGACAUCCCUUAUUCUGACCUCCGUUUUCUUUCUUGCUGCUUUAAUGUGGUUCAUAGGGGUUUUUCUGAAAAGUGUUGAUCUAUUCAACGAAGAUGCUGACGAACAACCUGCUGCAUCUAGAAGAGACAAAAUGACGCCAUUACUUGAAGAUGAUUCCAGUGAAGCCUAAUUUGUUUUGCUUCUUUGACGAAACAUGUUAAGGUAUUAUCUUAUGGAAGGGCUAUAGUAACAUUACAACUCAGGGACGACGGGGAAUCAAGUGAUGACACAACUCUUGAAAGGAGUAAAAUAGAAGUUAUGCCUGCUAGGUGAGAGGUGUCUGUUGUUGAUGGAGUGGCAAGUCCCCAGUGUGUUAAUAUUUCUGUUGUUUAAAAUGUAUAUAUGAAAAAUGACGAGAUAUUUACAUACGCUCUCCUUUUCUUUUUAUGAAGAACAGAUACCCACUUUCUUAAUAUCAAGGAAAGUAGUUUGAUUUAGUUAGAAAAUUUAAAUGUACAGGUGAAUAGAUAUUUUUCCAUACUAAUACCUGCACUUUUAGCAAAUCCUUUACCAUUGUAAGUUUCUUUCUUUACGCUUAUAUUUAGCCAAAACUUUCUACAUACUCAGGUGCAAUGAAUGGUACAAUUUAGUUCUUUUUUUUUU
Neltuma alba is the source of this 2070-nucleotide messenger RNA. Its product is annotated as probable sphingolipid transporter spinster homolog 2. NCBI's taxonomy places the organism in Eukaryota, Viridiplantae, Streptophyta, Magnoliopsida, Fabales, Fabaceae. Gene Ontology annotation, molecular function: transmembrane transporter activity. The coding region runs from base 110 to 1597 and encodes 495 amino acids. The record is from RefSeq and is a predicted model, not a curated record. Gene Ontology annotation, biological process: transmembrane transport. The transcript has 17 exons. Gene Ontology annotation, cellular component: membrane.